Molecule: messenger RNA, 540 nt
Organism: Soboliphyme baturini
Lineage: Eukaryota; Metazoa; Nematoda; Enoplea; Dioctophymatida; Soboliphymatidae
Source: the annotation of a GenBank genome assembly
AUGCGAGCGUACGGGGAAUUGCAGACCAAAUCGAGCAGCAAUGAGCGUACCAAUGAUCAAUCGACCGAUGCGUUAUCUGCGGAAUUGAGCAACCUGCGAAGCGAGGUGCACAUGCUGCGAAAAGACAAACAGAACCUUCUGGAAGACCUGAAUAUGCAGCAAAACCAGUUCAGCAAAAGCGAUCGGUCGUUGCGACAGCUAUUGGAUCAACUAUCGGCCAGUUCGCAACAGAAUCUGUCAUUAAGAAACGACGUCGCCCUUCUUCGCAAGACAGUGAUUUCGCUUGACGCUGACAAGUUGAACCUGAUUCAGAAGAUCAACGAGAUAGAGAGUGAACUUGCAAGGGCAAAACUGAACGUCGAAAAUUUGACACUUGAACUGGAUAUGGCGAAAGCGGCCCCUUCGAUAGACCCUUCGGUCGCUGACUCUUAUAAUCACCUGCGUCAGUCUUUGCAGCAGAAUCACGAAGAACUCAGUCAACUGAGGGAAGAAAAUCUGGCACUUAAACAGACACUGACGAAUACAGAGGCAAAAUUGUAA